This is a messenger RNA of Symbiodinium pilosum, 1444 nucleotides long. NCBI's taxonomy places the organism in Eukaryota, Dinophyceae, Suessiales, Symbiodiniaceae. The record is from the annotation of a GenBank genome assembly.
AUGCAGCGGCUUGCGGGCGGAGAGGAGUUUGACAUACUGGUGGUUGGUGGUGGGGCGACAGGUGCCGGCGUGGCUCUCGAGGCCCAACUUAGAGGACUGAAGGUGGCAUGUGUCGAGCAGGAAGAUUUUGCUUCAGGGACUUCGUCCAAAUCUACAAAGCUCCUUUGGGCCGGUUCGCGAUACCUUGUGAAGGGCCUGGUGAAACUAUUCUCGCCAUCUUCUUUGCUGAGUCCUCUGGCAGCAUGGAAUGAAUUUGCAGGAACGUGGCAUAUGGUCUUGGGAUGUUUCCGGGAGAGAACUUACAUGCUGACCAUGAAUCCGCACAUCACUAAUUGGAUUCCGAUUGCUGUUCCGCUGGACAAGUGGAUCAUUUGGCCACCACCAUUUGAUUAUCCACCCGCUGCACUGGGGCCAUGUACAGGUCUUUUCGUCAUUUUCUUCAAGUUCUACGAUUUUCUGGGACAGUAUGUGGCUCCAACCUCCUACGUCAUGUCUUCUGAGAGAGCCAGAACGGAUUUCCCACAAAUGGAUGGCAAAAGGAUGAAGUAUGUCUCCGUCUUCUAUGAGGGCGAGCACAACGAUGCCCGAACCAAUCUCUGCAUUGCGCUGACUGCCGCAAUGUACGGCACGUGCAUCAGCAACUACGCGAAGGUUGAGAGAAUUCUAUUCGAUGACAAAGGUGUGGCCAAGGGUGCAGAGGUGCUUGAUACCACAGAUCCUACCUCAAAGCCCUUCACCGUCAAGGCCAAAAAGAUCGUCUACUGUGGUGGGCCAUUCACAGAUGGCUUGCGGCAGCUUAGUGAAGGAAAGGAUGUGAAGCCUAUGGUGAACGCUUCCGGAGGCACGCACAUUGUUCUGCCGCCAUACUAUUGCCCCCGGCACAUUGGAAUGGUUGACAUGAUGACUUCCCGAGGCUCAUUCCUUUUCUUCCUUCCAUGGGAGGGCUACACACUUGUUGGCACAACCGACGUGAAGACCAAGCCGGAUUUGCAUCACCAAGUGCCAGAGGACGAGAUUCAGUAUUUGAUCAACGAGUGCGAGAAGUACCUGUCACCCAAUCUGCAGGUGCGUCGGAGAGAUGUCAUGUCAGCGUGGUACGGCAUUCGCCCACUUUGCGGGGAUCCCAAUGCAAAAGACCAAAGCUCGGCUUCUCGCGACCAUGUUGUAUCCCACCAUCCUACAAACGGCAUUACUUUCGUCUCCGGUGGCAAGUGGACAACUUGGCGCGAGAUGGCAGAAGACGGCGUUGACCAAGUCGUGGAGCGUCACCCUGAUCUCAAGAAGAAGGCCGGCCCGUCCAAGACGCUGGAAACACCACUGCUUGGAACAGGGAAGACUAAUGAAUUUCCUGAAGGAUACCAUGAGAAUCUGGCAGUGAGGUUGUCGCAGAAAUAUGAUGUCGCCUUCGACGUGGCCCAGCACCUGGUGCGGAACUAUGGCACCA